Messenger RNA from Pipra filicauda (Wire-tailed manakin), 2247 nucleotides. RefSeq names its product olfactory receptor 51G2-like. The transcript has 2 exons. The record is from RefSeq and is a predicted model, not a curated record. Gene Ontology annotation, molecular function: G protein-coupled receptor activity; olfactory receptor activity. NCBI's taxonomy places the organism in Eukaryota, Metazoa, Chordata, Aves, Passeriformes, Pipridae. Gene Ontology annotation, cellular component: membrane. Bases 107 to 1081 code for a protein of 324 amino acids. Gene Ontology annotation, biological process: G protein-coupled receptor signaling pathway.
CGGGGAUUCGGGUCCUGCCUCAGCAUCGCGCCGGGGCCGCGCUGCCCGUGCCGGCCCAGAGCCCCCGGAGCCCGCUCGGUCUAGUCCAUGCAGGAGCUGAGCUGGGAUGGAGCAGGACUCACGUGCCACGUGGGAGUUCAAUGGCUCCUUCCAUCAGCCUUCAGCUUUCCUCAUGCUGGGCAUCCCAGGCCUGGAAGCCCUUCACCCCUGGAUCUCCAUCCCUUUCUGUGCUCUCUACCUCACUGCUCUCUUGGGGAACUGCAUGAUCCUGUUCAUCAUCAGGAGGACCCAAAGUCUCCACGAGCCAAUGUACUACUUCCUGUGCAUGCUGGCGGUCACCGACCUGGGCCUGGCCCUGUGCACCCUGCCCACCACGCUGGGGCUCUUCUGGUUCAACCUGCGCAGCAUCGGCUUCGAUGCCUGCCUCGCCCAGAUGUACUUCAUCCACAUCCUGUCCUUCAUCGAGUCCUCCGUGCUCCUGGCCAUGGCCUUCGACCGCUUCAUUGCCAUCUCCCGCCCCCUGAGACACCCCUCCAUCCUGACCAAGGCCACUGUCACAAAGAUAGGCCUGGCCAUCGUGCUCAGGGGGAUGGUCUCCCUCCUUCCCAUUCCCUUCCUGCUCAAGAGACUGACCUACUGCGGGAAGACGGAGCUGUCCCACUCCUUCUGCUUCCAUCCCGACAUCAUGAACCUGGCGUGUGCAGAUAUAAAGGUCAAUGUCUUCUAUGGCAUGAUCAUUCUCUUGUCCACGGUGGGGAUGGACUUCAUCUUCAUCGUGCUGUCCUACAUCCUCAUCAUCAAAACUGUCGUCAGCCUGGCAACCAAGGAGGAGUGUCUCAAGGCCCUGAACACGUGUGUGUCCCACAUCUGUGCUGUCCUGGUGUUCUUCAUCCCCAUGAUCGGCCUGUCCAUGAUCCACCGCUUUGGGAAGAACGUUCCCCCUCUGGUGAACACUUUGGUGGCCUACACCUACCUCCUCAUCCCCCCCGCCCUGAACCCCGUCAUCUACAGCAUCAAGUCCAGCCACAUCCGCGAGGCUCUGCUCAGGGCCCUGCGCAGGAGCAGUGGGGCUGACUGGUAGCUUCCCCCACCAGCUCUGCCAGAAAGUGCUGCUGGACUGGCUUCUCGGUCAGGGACAGCAGACUGGUUUCUUGGUCAGACCUGUUCACUGCUUUCUUGGUCAGAGCUCUUGGACUGGUUUCUUGGUCAGACCUGGUUCACUGGUUUCUUGGUCAGAGCUGCUGGACUGGUGUCUUGGUCAGAGCUGCUGGACUGGUGUCUUGGUCAGAGCUCUUGGGCUGGUGUCUUGGUCAGAGCUCUUGGACUGGUGUCUUGGUCAGAGCUCUUGGACUGGUGUCUUGGUCAGAGCUGCUGGACUGCUUUCUUGGUCAGAGAUGCUGGACUGGCAUCUUGGUCAGAGCUCUUGGACUGAUUUCUCUCAGAGCUGGUGGGCUGGUUCCUUGGUGCUCCGUGCACACAGCAGGUCACUGCCAGAGGAAAGAGCUGCAGAUCCACUCAGAUGCUGUCUCCCAACCCAGAGCUGUGACCUUCCCUGCUGUGUCCCAGCAUGAUGCCUUCAUCCCUUCCAGCAGCCUGUGAACACCCGGAGCAUUAAUGGAACCCCAGUGAGAGGGAGACAAUUAAAGAAACAUGGACUGCAUGACUUUGUCUUUCCAAGUCUUGGGGGGGGAAUCGAGGAACCUCUAUCACAUGUGAGACAAACUCGUAGCAGAUAACAGGGUGUGACCUUCACUGAGAGACCCUUGCAUGGGGUCAUUGUCCCCUCCCCACCUGCCACAGCAGCAAACUCCACAGGACAGGGCUUGGGCCAGGAGCUGGGAGCCACCCUGGCUGUCCCAGCCCUUGGCUGUUCAGCUGGAAACAUCCCCCAGGGUGCAGCUCAGUCCAGAGCCUGAGCACAGAGCAGUUCUGGCCAGGUCCUGCUGAGGGGGCCUGGACACUCCCAGCCUCCAUCCGUCUCUGAAGUGCUGUGUUGUGCUGCUUGGGGCAGGGGUUGAGUUAAUUUAGUCACAGGGGCUGGUGUGGGGCUGUGUUUGUUUUGUGCUGAACACAGGGCUGAGAACACAGAUGGUUUUGUUAGUGCUGAGCUCACCCAGAGCCAAGGCCUUUCCUGCCCCUGGUACAGCCCCACUGGGGAGAUGGGUGGGCUGGGGGUGUGGGAAGUUUGGAGGAAAGACAACUGGGACAGGUGGCCCCAACUGAGCCAGGGGAUAUUCCAGACCAGAG